UUUGGCCAAUUACUAACAUUAGAAGGUCCCAGCUCCGACUUUCAGUGAAUGCACCAUCUAACUAACGUUACAGGAAGUAAGGUGGCGGUGGUGGUGUUUGAUCUAAGCUAACUUGUGCAAACAGCGGCUGGUGUAAAGCUAUUCCACACCAGGCUCCGAGAUGGUUCCACCAGCCCCCUGACCAGCAGGGAGUAUGUCGGCUAACAGCUGCUCCGUUAUCAGACCCCGAUACCGCGGAGGAAACACCGACGUUAGCUAGAACAACAGCAAGCCGAGUAGUAUGCUGGACGUGGGGAAGUGGCCAGUUUUUGCGCUCCUUCCUCCUGAGGAACUCCGGCUAAUUCGGCAGGCUUGUGUCUUUGGCAGUGCUGCAAAUGAAGCCUUCUAUGUCACGGUUAAUGAUGAGGUCUAUGCUCUGGGCACCAACUGCAGCGGCUGUUUAGGGCUCGGAGACCUUCAAAGCACUAUUGAGCCGCGCCGGAUUGAUGUCUUGUGUGGAAAGAAGAUUGUGUCCCUAAGCUAUGGAACAGGACCACAUGUGGCUAUCGCUACUGCAGAUGGAGAGGUGUUUGCUUGGGGCCACAAUGGCUACAGCCAGCUAGGCAAUGGGACCACCAACCACGGACUGACCCCUGCCCUGGUGUCCACCAACCUCCUCAGCAAGAGAGUUACAGAGGUGGCCUGUGGCUCCCACCACACUAUUGCCCUCACAACUGACGGAGAGGUGUACGCAUGGGGUUACAACAACUCAGGCCAAGUAGGUUCAGGGUCUACUGCCAACCAGCCGACGCCGCGCCGCGUAAGCAGCUGCCUGCAGAACAAAGUGGUGGUUAACGUAGCCUGUGGUCAGCUCUGCUCUAUGGCUGUACUAGACAACGGAGAGAUCUAUGGUUGGGGCUACAAUUGCAAUGGCCAGCUAGGUUUGGGCAACAAUGGCAAUCAGCAGACCCCAUGCAGGAUUGCUGCUCUACAAGGUGUCAACAUCGUCCAGGUUGCCUGUGGGUAUGCACAUACAUUGGCACUUACAGAUGAGGGGAUGGUUUACGCCUGGGGAGCCAACUCAUAUGGGCAGUUGGGAACAGGCAAUAAGAGUAACCAAGCUCUCCCCACUCUAAUUAACACAGACAAGGAGAGGAUGGUGGAGGUGGCUGCAUGUCACACCAGCCACACGUCAGCUGCCAAGACCCAGAGCGGGCAGGUUCUGAUGUGGGGUCAGUGUCGAGGUCAGGCUGUGGCCAGCCCCUACCUCACCCACUUCGGAAGCACAGACGAUGUGUUUGCCUGCUUCGCCACACCAGCAGUCACGUGGCACCUCCUCUCCGUAGACGGCGAUGACUACCUGACUGUUGCCCAGUCUUUGAAAAAGGAGUUUGACAGCCCAGAGAUUUCUGACCUAAAGUUCUUGGUUGAUGGGAAGUGUAUCCAUGUUCACAAAGCCCUGCUGAAAAUCAGAUGUGAGCAUUUCCGUGCACUGCUUAAUGAAUCGGAGGAGGAGACCAUAGAAAUCCACCAGUUCUCGUACCUGGUGUACCGAGCCUUUCUGGAGUACCUCUACACAGACACCAUAAACCUGCCACCAGAGGAUGCUAUUGGGUUGCUGGACCUGGCCACGUUCUACCGAGAGACUCGGCUGAAGAGGCUGUGCCAGGAAACUAUCAAGAGGGGCAUUUCUGAGGAGAACGCCAUCACUCUGCUCUCUGCCGCUGUCAAGUAUGAGGCGCGGCCCUCUUCAUUUUUAGGACCUGGAGGAGUUCUGCUUCAAGUUUUGCAUCAACCACCUAACAGCUGUCACGCAGACCCAGGCAUUUGCAGACAUGGACCACGACCUGCUCAAGAACUUCAUUAAUAAAGCCAGCCGCUACGGGGCCUUCAAAAACUGACUCGAGUGGGCCCCCCUAGUGACGGACUCAGCACGUUGAGCUUUCAGCCCACCGAGGUCCUGAGAGUCGAGCCGAGACCAAAGUAGACAGCAGGCUGAUCAGCGCUGGGGAUGGUACCACCGCGGAGGCAGAGGGUUUAGGGUUUCAGCCUUUAAUGACGGCUCCCAGCCCAAACACCCACACCCGCACCCACACACGCACACACACACGCGUUGCUUUUGGGCGUAAAAAGAUCGGGUCACAAGCUGACAUUGCAGAGGCUGAAUAAGACAGAUGUGCCUCUCUGGUCGUCUUUGCGUUCCUGACCCUAGGCUUGGCUAACUAUGCGUCUGAUGGUUUGACCAAGCUGGUCGACAGACAGAUGCCGCGCAGCGACACGAUGCCUGGACAUGCUGAAGCUAAACAUAACUCUUUGCAAUAAAUAAUAAUUCUUUUCUUAUCACAAUGCCCUUUAUCAGUUAGUCAUUGAAAUAAUCAGUAAGCAUAUAGUACUGUGGCCAUGAACUGACCCUUCCCAUUGUGCUGCUUUUCUUUAAAGCCUUGAUUGUCAUUGUUCUGGAUUGAGAAGUAAUAAGAGGAGAGACCCAAGCUGCUCUUGGCCCCUGUUUUAUACGCUAGUGUUUCACCUCUGCUAUCCAAACCUAUGGUUCCUUUUUCAUGUUUGCAUUGACUAACAUUUGCACUAUUUUGCUGCAGACGGUUAGUUUGGCCAUCGUCAGCUGACUGAUAGAAACAUGUGCAGUCAGUCCUACUGCUUGUUUACUCAUGUUCAGGUUAACCCUUUCUGUGCAGCAGGAAACGCUGUCCGACAUACACAAGCAUACUGAUUCCGGUGUAGUCUGUCGGGGAGCUAACACUGUAGCUUUAGCUUUACUUUACAGUUGUGUUUCAUUGCAAUUUGGUAUGUUUACAAAAGUUUGGUUGUUAGAUUUUUUAAUUGUAUAUUGGCAGCACUCUUUUCCAAGUAUUUCGUUCUCUCUCUCUCUCCCCGGUUGGCACCUUGUAGUAAGGAAUUAGUGCUGGCUUGUGUAAUUGCCAACUGACUGUUGAAUAUAGUCUCUUUAAAUGUAGCUACCAGAUAUUUCCACAUUACAUUUCUACAUCUGUCUAAAUAAAAUGUAACCAUGCUUUUACUUUAACAAGCCAAUUAUUCUGUUUUUUUAAAAAACAUUUUGAUAAUGACUAAAAUAAAAUGCCUGUGUUCUCAUUUUGUAUGGACGAUGCUGUACUCUGCUGACAGCAGCACUAAUGGUAACAUUUGAUAAUUUAACAUGUAUUAAAACGAGUAACUUCAGAA
Molecule: messenger RNA, 3177 nt
Organism: Etheostoma cragini (Arkansas darter)
Lineage: Eukaryota; Metazoa; Chordata; Actinopteri; Perciformes; Percidae
Gene: rcbtb2
Product: regulator of chromosome condensation (RCC1) and BTB (POZ) domain containing protein 2
Exons: 12
Coding region: 281-1846 (521 amino acids)
Molecular function (GO): protein binding
Source: RefSeq, a predicted model, not a curated record